AACAAAGCACUUCCCAGCCAUUUCCAAUUUCCAAAAAUCAUAAAACAGAACAAUCGGCAGCAUUGUCAAAUUCUCAAGACGUCCAUACAGCGCGCCACCAACGUCUGUGUGCGCCUCACUAGUGUGCGUUUGAGUGUGUGCGUGCACCCACCCUAGGAACAGGCCCCGCCCCCUGAUGCUCACACGGCUGACUUGGAAUCAGAUGGCUGGGCCAGUCGCUAGCCAGCCGUGACAUCGUGAACGGUUGGCAGGGUAUUUCUCACCCGAUACUUUAGGGCAUUAGGGUUACGCUACAGUAACCAUCGAGACACCGAAAGGUUUUAUCGACUGUGAUGUUUGAUGUGUUUGUGUUGGACUGUUAGUGUGAUUUGAGGUCACAAAGGUGAAGCGCGGAAGUGAAAAAAACAGUAAAGCCGCGUUCAAUGACCGUUUAGACUUAAGUGUCAACCCUGUGUCGUUAUUUGAUUAGCGUGCGCCAAUAAGAAGCGCGUAUUCGGUGAUAAGUACUUAAACUCUGCCAGGGUUGUCAAAAACAAGUGCGUAAAGAAACAGUCAUUGCGCUGGUCGCGGAUCGUUCCGUGUGGGGGGCAGGCAGCGGGGUGGCGCUGCACGGGGGGUGGGGGCGGCCGGCGCCGGCGCACGCCGCCACCACGCUGGUCGGCGGGCUGGUGCCGCCGCGGGAACCAACCACGGCGGCGGAAGCGUUCUGGAAGAUGCCACACAAAGACGAGCUCAUGCAUAGCGCCGCGAUGGGCGGAGGGGCGCUCUUCGGGUGCUCCUCCGCCGGCCACAGCGGGAUCAACCAGCUCGGAGGGGUCUACGUCAACGGGAGGCCGCUGCCGGACUCCACGAGGCAGAAGAUCGUGGAGCUGGCGCACUCGGGUGCGCGGCCCUGCGACAUCAGCCGCAUCCUGCAGGUCUCCAACGGCUGCGUGUCCAAGAUACUCGGCAGAUAUUACGAGACGGGGUCGAUCAAGCCCCGCGCCAUCGGGGGUUCGAAGCCGCGGGUAGCCACGACCCCGGUAGUGUCCAAGAUCGCCGACUACAAGCGGGAGUGCCCCUCGAUCUUCGCGUGGGAGAUCCGAGAUCGCCUGCUCAGCGAAAACGUGUGCAAUAAUGACAAUAUACCUAGCGUCUCUUCAAUAAACCGAGUACUCCGCAACCUAGCAUCGCAGAAAGAACAAGCUGCGUCCGCGCAGAACGACAGCGUGUACGAGAAGUUACGAAUGUUCAACGGCCAAGCGGCGACGGGGUGGUGGUAUCCGGGGCUACCAGCGCCCGCGCCGACGUUGCCAGCGCCGCUGCCGCCCCAGCUGAACCGGCCGAGCAGUGAGGAGCAUAAGAGAGACCAUCUCCCCACAGCGGACGCGCUGCAGUCUGAAGCUGGUUCAGACGGGAACAGCGAACACGCCUCCUCAGGAGACGAGGACUCGCAGAUGAGGCUACGGCUGAAGAGGAAGCUGCAGAGGAACAGGACGUCCUUCACUAAUGACCAGAUAGACAGCCUUGAAAAAGAGUUCGAACGAACGCACUACCCCGACGUGUUCGCGCGGGAACGACUGGCCGAAAAGAUAGGAUUGCCUGAGGCACGUAUCCAGGUGUGGUUCUCAAACCGGCGGGCGAAAUGGCGAAGGGAAGAGAAACUAAGAAGUCAGCGGCGAGACGCGCCAGCUGCCUCACCACCCGCACCACCAGCACCGCGUCUACCACUUAACGGGGGCUUUAACUCAAUGUACAGCCCGAUACCGCAACCUAUCUCUACGAUGAGUGAUACCUACAGCUCGAUGUCCGGCGGUCUCUCGUCCUCCUGCCUGCAACAGCGCGACGGCGGGUACCCGUACAUGUUCGGCGACGUGCUUGGCAACGGCGGGUACGCUCGAGCGCCGGCCGCGCAUCAACACGCGGCGUAUAGUCAGCCCCAAGCCGCCGCUAGCACCGGUGUAAUAUCGGCCGGCGUCUCAGUCCCCGUCCAAAUACCAUCGCAGGGGCCCGACCUCGCUUCCAACUACUGGGGCCGACUCCAGUGAUCGCAGCUUUUCGGGUUCCCGCGCCUACUGAUGCCCGAGAACCCGACAGAGCCAUCUAGCGAAAUGCCGCACAACUACGACCUCGCGAUGAACGCUCUCAACAUGACCGCUGGACAUGACGCCAUUGAGAUGCCGGAGACAGUAUCGUAAGUCAGAGAAGAAAGCAACUGAUGAUGUUCAAAUCGUAGUUUUAAGCGGCGCGCGUGGUAAACUAUGCUG
Molecule: messenger RNA, 2246 nt
Organism: Cydia amplana
Lineage: Eukaryota; Metazoa; Arthropoda; Insecta; Lepidoptera; Tortricidae
Gene: toy
Product: paired box protein Pax-6
Exons: 10
Coding region: 714-2027 (437 amino acids)
Biological process (GO): anatomical structure development; regulation of transcription by RNA polymerase II
Molecular function (GO): DNA-binding transcription factor activity, RNA polymerase II-specific; RNA polymerase II cis-regulatory region sequence-specific DNA binding
Source: RefSeq, a predicted model, not a curated record